UUUAUGAUUUAUCAUUAGCUCAAAUAAAUCUUGCUCGGCCUCAAUUCCCAGAUUCUCUAAAGAUUGGUCGGCCAAAAGAGCGUUCCUGGGGUGGCCGGAAAUCGUGUUGAAGAGAACAUAAUGGCAAUGGCUACAUCCAAUGCGAGUGACAUCAAGAUCUUCACAGGUCUCCAGCAAAUUGCUGAAUCUCGCCAUUACAAGGCAUGGCUGUUGGAUCAAUUUGGGGUUCUUCAUGAUGGGAAACAACCUUACCCUGGUGCCAUAUCUACAUUGGAAAAUUUGGCUUCUCGUGGUGCUAAAAUGGUCAUUAUUAGUAAUUCAUCAAGACGUGCAUCAACAACUUUGGAUAAACUGAAAAGCCUUGGAUUUGAUCCCUCUCUCUUCAUAGGAGCUGUCACCAGUGGAGAAUUAACAUAUCAACAUCUUCAAAGGAGAGAUGAUCCUUGGUUUCGUGUUCUAGGAAAGACCUGCAUUCACAUGACAUGGAGUGACCGAGGUGCUAUAUCACUUGAGGGGUUAGGGUUACAGGUUGUAGAGAAUGUUGAAAAAGCUGAAUUUAUUUUGGUCCAUGGUACUGAAGCUCUUGGGCUUUCUUCUGGUGACUCUGUUUCCAAGAAGCUUGAAGAGCUUGAGAAGAUUCUAGAACAUUGUGCAGCUAAAGGUAUCCCUAUGGUGGUAGCAAAUCCUGAUUUUGUCACAGUUGAAGCUAGAGAACUACGCAUCAUGCCUGGUACUUUAGCAGCUACUUAUGAAAAGCUUGGCGGUGAAGUUAAAUGGAUGGGCAAGCCUCAUGAGAUUAUCUAUAAAGCAGCCAUGGCUAUGGCUGGUGUGGAUGCUUCUGAUUCAAUUGCUGUGGGGGACUCUUUACACCAUGACAUAAAAGGUGCAAAUGCAUCUGGGAUUGAAUCUGCUUUUAUCACUUGUGGGAUCCAUGCAAAUGAACUUGGACUUGGUGGAUUUGGAGAACUUGCUGACGUGUCUUCUGUUCAUGCUCUUGCAUUGAAGUAUGAUGCUUAUCCAUCAUAUGUAUUGCCUUCUUUUACAUGGUAAUCUCAAUGAUGGAGACCAUGUAGGAUCAUGACAUGUGGACACAUCAUUGAUGUCUUAUAGGUCAUAGGAUAACCUGUGGCUAUUUUGAUCAUGUAUUCUUUUAUUCAUUGGAGUUGUUAGUGGCAUACUUCUGGAAGAUACUAUGUAUAGGGGUGGCUAAGGAUAACUAUCACUUUUCCUCCAUUUAUAUUUUUGCCUAAACAUGUAUAAACUUCAUAUUUUUUUCUUUCUUGAUGAAAUAAAUGAAUUUUCUCAAAA
Molecule: messenger RNA, 1308 nt
Organism: Lactuca virosa
Lineage: Eukaryota; Viridiplantae; Streptophyta; Magnoliopsida; Asterales; Asteraceae
Source: the annotation of a GenBank genome assembly